Molecule: messenger RNA, 1080 nt
Organism: Gregarina niphandrodes
Lineage: Eukaryota; Apicomplexa; Conoidasida; Eugregarinorida; Gregarinidae
Product: putative integrin beta
Exons: 1
Coding region: 1-1080 (359 amino acids)
Biological process (GO): cell adhesion mediated by integrin; integrin-mediated signaling pathway; cell migration
Cellular component (GO): cell surface; integrin complex; focal adhesion
Molecular function (GO): integrin binding
Source: RefSeq, a predicted model, not a curated record
AUGAGAGUUAUUGGAGCGGUCGUGCCUGUCUUGUCAUUAGUUUACGGACGACAGAGCUACAGCGAGUCAUGCUUCUUACCGAUUGACUUGAUGAUCUUGCAGGACACAACUGGAUCAUUCGAUGAUGAUCUUCCGAAUGUGUCAAAGAACAUUCCUGUGAUUGUUGAGAAAGUGUUAGAGCAGAACCCGGGAUCCUGGUUCGGCGCGGCAGAGUUCAAGGACAAGCCAUACAGGGACCUUGGUGAACCAGACGACUUUUGUUACCGCAUCUCUUCGAAGAUGACGCCUGAGGUUGCAGAAUUCCAGAAGGCUUACGAUACGCUUUACGCUAGCGGUGGUGGUGAUAUACCGGAGGCUCAGCUUCACGCUCUGAUCAACGUCGUCUCCGACUCCGCAGUAGGCUGGAGAGCUAUCAAUAAUCAUUUGAAAGAGCCCUCGGAUCAGUUCGCAGCUGCUAGGAUGAUCGUUGUGUCAACUGAUGCCGUACCUCAUGACCCUACGGACUAUGAAAUGUAUAAUGAGGAACCCCUUCCUGAGGAGCCGAGGCCUCCGAUUUUCAUGCCCGCUUUCCCUGAUAGCUUCCACAGUAUCAGUAUUUCGGAUCAGUGUCGCAUAUACGACUACCCUACCAUGGAACAGGCGGCUGCAGUCAUAAAAGCGAACGAUGCACAGGUUGUGUUCCUCGUGCCACAGACCGAAGCUGCUGCUGUAGAGAAAUGGAAGCUCUUCAAUGAGCAGUACUUGGGUCAGCCUACGUCCUUCCUGCAAUUCAUUUCAAGCGACUCCAGCAAUAUUGUGGAAGUUAUUCUGCAAGCGGUAUCAGAGGUGUCGAACUAUAUUUGCUUCGGCACUACUACGCCUGCUCCUGUUACCACUGCUGGUUCUACUGAGACCGCCCCGGCUCCUACUACCACGACCCCGGCUCCUACUACCACGACCCCGGCUCCUACUACCACCCCGCCGGCUCCUGUUGCCACCCCGCCGGCUCCUGUUGCCACCCCGCCGGCUCCUGUUGCCACCCCGCCGGCUCCUGUUGCCACCCCGCCGGCUCCUAUUGCCACCCCGCCGACCCCCCGCUAG